UUUGCCGUUCGCCAGGAACCAUCACCAUGAGAUCGACCCUGGUUAGUGUACACCCUGCAAUAUUACUUGGGUUCUUCUUCGUCGUCUCCACGCUUGGAGAGCCAAUUCGAACUAAGAAAGAGGCGCCACUUCCACAGUAUGGAGCACCAUCCGAACAGUACGGAGCACCGUCCUUGCCCAGCACGGGAUACGGUGUCCCCGACGUAGGAUUAUCCGAUUCCUACGGUCCCCCGGGUGACACCUACGGUACGCCAGCUGGCGGUGGUUUCGACCUUUCACAGUCCUUGUCAGCCCCGUCCUCCAGCUAUGGGGCUCCCGAAGCGUCGCACGGAUCGCUUUCUCAGUCUUACGGAGCACCAUCUGACUCUUAUGGGGCACCAGCUCCAUCCUAUGGUGCGCCAGUGCACGACCACCAUCACCAUGAGCCUGAAGGACGAUGGGAGAAGAAGCUGAAGUGGAAAGAAGAGUGGAAACAAGUAUGGAAGACGCAGUCCAAGAUGAUCUGGAAGCAGGAGUGGAAGAAGGUUCAGGUACCGGCCUGGAAAGAGGUUCAGGUUCCAAUAUGGAAGGAGGAACAGGUCGCGGCUUGGAAAAAGGUGCAGAAACCAGUUUGGAAAGAGAUCCAAGUACCGGCGUGGAAGGAGAUCAAAGUACCAGCGUGGAAGAAAAUCUGGGUACCGGUAUGGAAAGAGGUUCAGGUCCCCGUGUGGAAGGAGGUCCAAGUGCCAGACUGGAAGAAGGUCUGGGUACCGGAGUGGGUGAAAGUCGGUAUUCCCGGAGAGCAAUUCGUCGGUCAGGAUCAUCACGGUUGGCAAUACACCAGCCACGAUCUGUGGAAGAAGAAAUUGAUCUGGAAGCCGGUUUGGAAGAAGGUCUGGAAAACUGAGAAAAAGCAAGCCUGGGCAUCAGAGAAGAAAAUGGAGUGGAAGGCUCAGUGGAAACAGAUAUGGAAAACGGAAAAGAAGCAGAUAUGGGUGACUGACAAGAAACUUAUAUGGAAAGAGGAAUCCGUUCAGGUCUGGGUACCCAAAAAGAAACAAGUUUGGGUCACCGAGAAAAAACAGAUAUGGAAGGACGAAUGGAAGAGCAGGUGGGUUCCGGCGUGGAAGGAGAUUCAGGUCCCCGAAUGGAAGAAAGUGUGGAAACCAGUAUGGGAGAAGGUCUGGGUACAAAACGAGCACCACGAGCACCAUGAACAUCACGAAGAACACCAUGGUUACAAAUAAAUGGAUGGAGGAAGAAUUACCUGAGGAUGUAAAAUAUAUGUUUUAUAUCAUUUUAUUUUAGGAUUAGGUUACAUACAUUGCGUUACUCACUCAGAACUCACGUUGCACCAACAACGGGCAGAAAAGAAAUAAAAGGAAGGAAGAAAAAGAAAAAAAAAAGAAAGAAAGUCAAAGGAUUACAUCAAAUUUCCGGCUGGUGACCAUUGCCAUGAAGGAAAGUUGCCUUUCAUCGUAGCAGCUUUUAUUGUACAGAAGAUCCGUCUUAAUAUAACGUGAAUAAUCAGCUCGACAACCAUUGAAUAAAGAAUUUUUUAUCAUAGGUAUAGUAACACAGUACCUAAUUUACUUGUAUGUAUAUGAAAAACAUUGUAAAUAAUGGUUUUGAACCAACAUUUUUUUUUUUUUUUUGUAAUAAUCAAUACACAUUAAUUGUUAUUUUUGUACG
Molecule: messenger RNA, 1671 nt
Organism: Diprion similis
Lineage: Eukaryota; Metazoa; Arthropoda; Insecta; Hymenoptera; Diprionidae
Product: golgin subfamily A member 6-like protein 22
Exons: 3
Coding region: 27-1226 (399 amino acids)
Source: RefSeq, a predicted model, not a curated record